UUCCGGAGGACGGCCAGUUCGUGUUGAGCGCGCGGUUUGUCAUGCCAGCAGUGGUUUUACCGACUCGCCACUGUAUAGCAGCAACGAACACGACGACGACGACGACCAAAAAAUCGCCUUCUUCCGCCGCCGUUUCUAUUGCUGCUGCCGGUAACAAUAUCACGACGACGACGCUCUACUGGUUGCCUGUAGUGGAUAGCCCGGCGUGUUGUUUUUGCUGUUAUUGCGGCGGUCGGCUGUUCGUCGUCGGCGGUGUCCCGACCACCGGACGUGUAAAUAGCAGCGUUGGUAGUAUCAGCAGUGCGUUGAGUCGUUUCGACGCGUGUACGCCACCGCCGCCCCCGUCGCGUAAUUUCGGUAGGCUCUGCCGGUGUGACGGUGCCGUAGUCGCCGCCACCACCGCCGCCGUCGUGCUACUUGUGCCGUAUGUGCUUGGGCCGCCGUGCUUCCGACCGAUCGUAUUGCCGCCCACAUUCGUCGCCGCCGCCAAUCACCUCAGGCAUCACCGCCGGAUACAUCACCAACACCAACACUACCUGUACAACACGGCCGUCGCCGGCAACAAUAUGGAAACUAGGUCAGUAUAUUUGGGUUUAGACGAAGAAUCGUACGCUAGCAUUAAAGAUUCUGUUAAAGAGUUUUGGAAUCUAAUAGGACUGAAGGGCACCGGUGGCAGUGCUCUGGGUGGUGCGAGCAGCGCAUUAGUAGGCACCAGCGGCAAUCUUGGCGCGGCAGCAGCCGCUGCUGUGCUUAGCGGCGGUAGCAGUCGCGUGACGUCGUCGGGCGUUGAGCUCAGGGAGCUCAGGCGCCACAACUACAAGGCUUCCGUGUCGGUGCUGUCGCACCUGAACAAAGGCAACGCCGCUUCGCCGUACGUCAGCAUCGGAGGAGGACACCGACAACGGACCAGAGCCCACCGGGCCAUGAACAUGGGCCAGAAAAUAUCUAGUGGAGUUAAAACUGUUAGCCGCGAAAGUGCGCAACCAUACAAGCCUGUAGUACCCAGAGAGCUGGCCCAAGAUUUUGCCCGUCCGGCCAGAUUAGACAUACUAUUAGACAUGCCGCCGGCGUCGAAAGAAAUGCAAAUCAAACACGGUUGGAACGCGGAGGAUAGGUCUCUAAACAUAUUUGUCAAGGAAGAAGACAAACUGACAUUCCACAGGCAUCCGGUAGCCCAGAGUACCGAUUGCAUCAGAGGUAAGACUGGCUUGACCAAAGGUCUGCACGUGUGGGAAGUAAACUGGUCGACCAGGCAACGCGGAACGCACGCAGUGGUCGGCGUCGCGACACAAGAUGCACCUCUGCACUCUGUCGGUUAUCAGAGUUUGGUGGGAAGUAACGACCAGUCAUGGGGCUGGGAUUUAGGGCGUAACAAAUUGUACCACGAUUCGAAAAGCUACGACGGCAUUACGUAUCCGGCCUUGCUCAAGCCCGACGAGACGUUUAUAGUGCCAGAUAAAUUUUUAGUCGUUUUGGAUAUGGACGAGGGAACACUAUCCUUUGUCGUAGACGGCCAGUAUUUGGGCGUAGCGUUUAGAGGCCUCAAGGGGCGGAAAUUAUUCCCAAUUGUCAGCGCUGUUUGGGGUCACUGUGAAAUUACGAUGAAAUACAUCGGCGGACUAGAUCCUGAACCUUUACCGCUGAUGGACCUAUGUAGACGAGUCAUUAGACAACGAAUCGGUAAACAAUACCUAGAAGAACGCGUCAUGGACUUGAACCUGCCGCAAUCUCUAAGCGUUUACUUAUUAUACCGGGACAGGAGAUAACGGGGCCAGCAGCCGCGCCGAAAAUAUUGAUCAACAGAUCUCAAACGUCGAUCCGAUUCCUCCCCUACUUAUCUGUCCUAUCCCCGCCCUGUCGACUCAACACCAUCUCCUCACCCACCCACUAAUCACCCGUAUCUCCUCUACCUCAGGCCAGUAACCGCGACGUUCGCUAACUAGUCUCCCUCCUCCUCGUGAUCCCUCGUUCAAGUUUCCCUUAGUAACACCCUUACCCCACCCACCCAUGUAAAUAAUACUCGAUGCAAACCCCUUCCCUAUCCCAAUUAAAUUACACAAACACGAAACUUUAAGUAACGACUGAUGUAUCAAGUGUCAAGAUAGUUUUUUUUAAUAUAUUAAUUAAUUUAAGGUUUAGGAAAAAAAAUUGAAGAUAAACUUUUGUACAAAGUCCAUAAAAUGCCUAUUCGGUAUUAUAAGAGAAAGAAAUUAAGCGCGCAACGUAAAUACCGCGUAUAAUUUUCAACUUGUGAAUUAUAUUAUUCUUUUUUUUUUUUAUUAUUAAAAUUAAUUUCAAUCCUGGUUUACUUGUACUAUAUAAUUAUACGCGCGUGCUAAGGACAAUGAAAUCUUUUUUUUACCAGUUUUUGACUAAUUAUUUGUAUAUAACUACAAGUUACAUGUUUUUUUCCUCGUCAUUGUUUUUAUAUCACAAAUAAAUUAUGUUUUGUAACUGAAAUGUUCUUGGUAUAUUAUAUUCGGAAACUGUUUAUUAUUAUAUUAUUAUUAUUAUUAUUAUUUUUUUUUUUUUUGUAGUAACAAAUCUAUAACUACACUUUCUUUAUGCGAGUUAAAAAAUUAGUUUUUCAUUUAUUAUUAUUUUUUUUAGUUGUUUAAUAGAAGAAAAAAAAAUGUUAUUGUUUUGCGAAAAUUGCGCUCCCAAAAUUUUCUUUGGCAGAACGUUCAACACCGCUUAUUCUGUUGAUGAAAACGAUAUUAUGAAAAGACAUUUAAUAUUAAACAUACAUUUAAAAAUGAAAAAAAAAAUAAAUGUAGACUAAUAUUUAAUUUAUAUAUGGAACGUUUGUAAAUAAGUUAAUACGUUUUGUUUAUUUUUAUUUUUAUUUUUUUUUUUCAACGAUAAAUUUGUUGGCUGACAGCAAAACUCGUUUUGUGAUAGAUACGACUUAAGUAAAAUAUAAUAUAUAUAAAAAUA
Molecule: messenger RNA, 2937 nt
Organism: Metopolophium dirhodum (rose-grain aphid)
Lineage: Eukaryota; Metazoa; Arthropoda; Insecta; Hemiptera; Aphididae
Gene: gus
Product: protein gustavus
Exons: 7
Coding region: 42-1766 (574 amino acids)
Biological process (GO): proteasome-mediated ubiquitin-dependent protein catabolic process
Cellular component (GO): SCF ubiquitin ligase complex
Molecular function (GO): protein binding
Source: RefSeq, a predicted model, not a curated record